AUGCGCAUGCUUGCCGUUUGCCUGGUGACCGCGAUCUUGGAGAAGCCCAGGAUGGAGCAUGCCUUGCAGGUCUUGCCCAUCUCCAUGUUGAAUGGCCUCUCGCUGCUCACCAACAGCUCAGCCAGCUUCUAUGGAUCCAUUGCUUUCAUGUGGAUGAUUGCAGUUAAUGUGCCAAUUGUGACCUUGGGCCUUGAGCAGAUCAAAGGGAAGCUACUCACAGUUUGCUUAGAAGGUGUUCACUCUCUUGGAGUUCUUUCACGAACAUUGGAAUCGGAACACGUUCCUUCUGGAACCCAAAUAUCACGACUUCUCCUGUCGACUUCCAGUGGAAAGCCCCAUACUUCCCCUCAAAGAUCACUGUCAUUUUCACACCUGUUCUCCUGUGUCGAGCUCUUCUUCCCCAAGCGUGCAUGCAUUGACAUGUGCAUGCGCCUUCAGAGGCGUUCCAACUUUGCUUUGUUCCUCUUCGUGGGAUUGGUUUGCGUCGGGAGUAUGUGCAGCAUCGAGGGUCUAGUGCAUGGUUCCCUGUCAGCCUUCAUCUUGGCCGCGCUCAGUGCCUUGCUAUGA
Molecule: messenger RNA, 567 nt
Organism: Durusdinium trenchii
Lineage: Eukaryota; Dinophyceae; Suessiales; Symbiodiniaceae
Source: the annotation of a GenBank genome assembly